Molecule: messenger RNA, 3311 nt
Organism: Rhea pennata
Lineage: Eukaryota; Metazoa; Chordata; Aves; Rheiformes; Rheidae
Gene: HEPACAM
Product: hepatic and glial cell adhesion molecule
Exons: 7
Coding region: 17-1225 (402 amino acids)
Source: RefSeq, a predicted model, not a curated record
GCCGAGCGAGGCCGAAAUGCGGGGAGCAGCGCCCGGCGCCCGCCGCCUCCUGCCCGUCGCCUGCUGCCUCCUGGCCCUGCACGCAGGCUUGCUGCAAGGCGUGAACAUCACGAGCCCGGCGCCGCUGGUGCGCGGCACGGCGGGCAAGGCGGCGCUGCUCUCGGUGCGCUACAGCAGCGCCAGCGCCGACAAGCCCGUCGUCAAGUGGCAGCUCAAGCGCGACAAGCCCGUCACCGUGGUGCAGUCCAUCGGCACCGAGAUCAUCGGCAACCUGCGGCCCGACUACCGCGACCGCAUCCGCAUCCUGGAGAACGGCUCGCUGCUCAUCAGCCCACUGCAGCUGGCCGACGAGGGCACCUACGAGGUGGAGGUGUCCAUCACCGAUGACACCUUCACCGGCGAGAAGACCAUCAACCUCACCGUGGACAUCCCCGUGUCGAAGCCGCAAGUGGUGGUGGCCUCCUCGACGGUGCUGGAGCUGAGCGAAUAUUUCACCCUCAACUGCUCGCACGAGAACGGCACCAAGCCCAGCUACACGUGGCUCAAGGACGGGCGGCCGCUGAGCAACGACUCGCGCCUGCUGCUCUCGCCCGACCACAAGGUGCUCACCAUCACCCGCGUCCUCAUGGCCGACGACGACGUCUACAGCUGCCUCGUGGAGAACCCCAUCAGCCAGGGCCGCAGCGGCCCCGUCAAGCUCACCGUCUACCGCCGCAGCUCCCUCUACAUCAUCCUCUCCACGGGCGGCAUCUUCCUCCUCGUCACGCUGGUGACCGUCUGCGCCUGCUGGAAGCCCUCCAAAAAGGCCAAGCGGGCGGCAGAGGCGCCCGGCGCCGCCGACUUCGCCAAGCAGGACAACGAGCAGCUCAAGCAUGAGGCCGAGGCGCUGGCGCGCGCUGCCGAGCCCGACCGCAAGAGCCCCAUGGCCCUCUACAUCCUCAAGGACGCCAAGGACGCGCCGGAGGCCGAGGAGGAACCGGAGGCGACGACGGCCCCGGCGGCGGCUUACGCGGCGGCCGGCCGCUCGCCCGGCGCCCCGGCCCGCUCGGCCCGCCGCUACCCGCGCUCGCCGGCGCGCUCGCCCGCCGCCCCCCGGGCGCCCCGCUCGCCGCCGGGUUCGCCGGCGCGCUCCCGCGCCGCCCCGCGCCUCCUGCGGACUGCCGGCGUCCACGUCGCCCGCGAGCAGGAGGAGGCAGCGGCCGCCGCCGUGGAGAUCAGCGCCUGAGCAGCGGGGCCUCUCGGGGGGGGGGGACACGCGCGACGGGGACACGCGCGCGAGCGCGCAGGCCGAGGGCCCCGCGGGGGUGGCCCGCGGCGUAAAGUCACUAAUUCGCUAUUGAUCCCGGCCACGUGCGCGCGUGGGCCCCCCCCCCCCCCGCUCGCCCGCCCGCCCCCGCUCGUCCCCUCCUCUUCGUCGGCUGGCCGCGCGCGCGCGCCGGCGCGGGGCUGGGGCGCGCGGAGAGACGGGCACGGCGCGUGCAAGAGGAUGGGCAUGGAGCGUGCAAGAGAGCGUGCAUGGAGUGUGCAAGAGAGUGUGCAUAGAGCAUGCAUAGAGAGUGUGCAUGGAGUGUGCAGAGAGAGCGUGCAUGGAGUGUGCAAGAGAGUAUGCGUGGAGCAUGCAUAGAGAGUGUGCAUGGAGUGUGCGGAGAGAGCGCGCAUGGAGCGUGCAAGAGAGUAUGCAUGGAGCAUGCAUAGAGAGCGUGCAUGGAGCAUGCAAGAGGGUAUGCAUGGACCAUGCAUAGAGAGUGUGCACAGAGCGUGCAGAGAGAGCGUGCAUGGAGUGUGCAGAGAGUGCACGGAGCGUACGGAGACAGCGUGCACGGAGUGCACAAGAGAGUAUGCAUGGAGCUUGCAGAGAGAGCGUGCAUGGAUCAUGCAUAGAGAGCGUGCAGAGAGAGCGUGCAUGGAGUGUGCAGCGAGAGUGUGCAUGGAGCGUACGGAGAGAGCGUGCAUAGAGUGUGCAAGAGGACAUGCACAGAGAGUGCGGAGAGAGCAUGCACUGAGCAUGCAAGAGGGUGUGCAUCGAGCGUGCAGAGAGAGUGUGCAUGGAGCAUGCGAGAGGGCGUGCAUGGUGCACGCAGAGAGAGCGGGAACAGAGCAUGCAAGAGAGUGUGCAUGGAGCGCGCGGAGAGAGUGAGCCUCGAGUGCACAAGAGGGCGUGCAUGGAGUGUGUGGAGAAUGCAGGCACGGAGCAUGCAAGAAGGCAUGUAAGGAGCACGCAGAGAGUGAGCACGGAGCAUGCAAGGGGGCAUGCACGGAGCACGCAGAGAGAGCAUGCAACACAGCAUGCAUGGAGCAUGGGGAGAGAGCGUGCACGGAGCAUGCAAGGGGGCAUGCACGGAGCAUGCAGAGAGAGUGUGCAACACAGCAUGCAUGGAGCAUGGGGAGAGAGCGUGCACGGAGCAUGCAAGAGGGCAUGCGUGGAGCACACGGCCUGCGUGUGCAUGAAGUGUGCUCGGAACAUGCCUGGAGCAUGCAAGAAGAGAACAUGCACGGAGCACACAGAAAGAGCAUGCAGGGAGAGUGUGCACGGAGUGUGCAUGGAGCAUUUGCGGAGCGUGCAGAGUGAGCAUGCAUGGAACAGGCAGAGGGAGCCUGCAUGGAGUGUGCAAGAGAGCGUGCUCGGAGCGUUUGGAGGCAGCACGCACCGAGCGUGCACAGAAAGCGUGCCCAAAGCUUGCAGCGUGAGCAUGCAUGGAGCAUGCAAGGGGGCGUGCGCGGAGCGUGCAGAGAGAGCGUGCACCGCGCGUGCAAGCGGGCGUGCAGAGAGAGCGUGCACCGCGCGUGCAAGCGGGUGUGCCCGGAGCGUGCAGGCGGCGCGCUGCGGCGAGCACGGAGCGUGCAGAGGGAGCGCGCCCGGCGCCCGGCGGGGGAGCACGCGCCGAGCGCCCGCCUAAGACUUGGCACGGAGCAAGCGGCGAGAGCUUCCCCCCCCCCCCAGCUCCGCCACAGCCCCGGCCCCCCCAAAGGGGAGGGGGGGCCCCCGGCUCGGCCGAGCUGCGCCCCGGAUCCCGCCGUGCCGCUCGCCCGCCCGUUAGCCUUUUCCCUCCGCCGCCUCAGGAUUUUCUGUGAAAAUCAUCCGGAUUUGGGGGUUUUGGGGUGUUUUUUUUGUUUUUUUUUUUGUUUGUUUGUUUUUUGUUUUUUGGCGUGCACAUUUGCAUUUCCCCCUCGGCCUUUACCGGGAAAUAGGUUUAGGAUGAAAGCGGAGAGCGGCCGGCCGAGCUCGCCGGGCCCCCAGGGCGGGUGCCGGGGCACCCCGGGGUGCUCGGGGCACGGGGGGGGGGAGGGGGCGAGGCGCCGCUCCCCGAGCC